AAGUGUAUGGAUUGGAAGAAAUGACGUUCACAUGAAUGCAGUGUUUGUGUAAUGUUUGCAAUGUUUGGUGUGUUUGGAGGGAAAGCGACAAAAGCAUAGCUUUGGCGCCAAAACAUGCAUUCAGUCAUCGAUUUAAACACUGAAUGCCUUUUAAUUUAAAACACAUUUCAAUGGCUUUUAAGUGACUUUUGAUCCGUAUUUUGCAUGAGUUUUACAUUGAAUUGAUUAGUGAUUAGUAGUGUUAGUAUUGGCUGUGAUUGUGGUUGUGAUGACUGAAACGGACACCAAUGGGAAGGCCAUCGAAGAGAGCUUCUCGAAGAUCGAGAAGAUUGGCGAAGGAAGUUAUGGCAUCGUCUAUAAGGCCAGAGACACUCUCACCGGCGCUCUCGUCGCCCUCAAGAAGAUCAGACUCGACUCAGAGUCAGAAGGGGUGCCGUCGACGGCCAUCCGUGAGAUAGCGUUACUCAAAGAGUUGAAUCACCCGAAUGUGGUCCGACUCCACGAUGUCGUCCAUUGCGAUAAAAACCUAUAUUUGGUGUUUGAAUACCUGAACCAAGACUUGAAGAAGUUGUUGGACAGCACUUCCGGAUCAGGUUUGGCCCGAUCUCUGGUCAAGUCGUAUAUGUGGCAGUUGUUGCAGGGGUUGGCGCACUGCCACUCACAUCGGGUCCUCCACAGAGACCUUAAACCGCAGAACCUAUUGAUUGAUUGCAACGGAAACAUAAAGUUAGGCGACUUUGGUUUAGCCCGAAGUAUAGGACUUCCGAUUCGCACGUAUACUCACGAAGUCGUCACUCUAUGGUAUCGAUCGCCUGAAAUACUUCUGGGCUCUCCUUUUUACGGACCGUCAGUCGAUGUCUGGAGUAUUGGAUGUAUUUUUGCCGAAAUGGUCACAAAGAGAGCCCUAUUUCCGGGCGAUUCAGAAAUCGAUCAGUUGUUCAGAAUAUUCCGAACUCUGGGAACACCGGACGAGACGGUAUGGCCCGGGGUUUGCAAUUUCCCCGACUAUAAGUCAACAUUCCCUCAAUGGACUAAACAAGACAUCACUAAACUCUUGCCAAACAUGGAAUCCGAUGCCAUUGAACUUCUUUUGAAACUUCUGACAUAUGAUCCAAACCGAAGGAUUUCUGCCCGAAAAGCUUUGAGUCACAGAUAUUUCAAAGAUGUCUCCAUUCGUCCACCGGAUCUGUUGGACUAAAACCACUUUUGCACUCUUUUUAUUAAUUUAUACCUAUUUUAUGGUCGUUUUGAGACCUUUUUUUUUAAUUAAAUA
This is a messenger RNA of Medioppia subpectinata, 1273 nucleotides long. The record is from the annotation of a GenBank genome assembly. NCBI's taxonomy places the organism in Eukaryota, Metazoa, Arthropoda, Arachnida, Sarcoptiformes, Oppiidae.